This is a messenger RNA of Dipodomys ordii (Ord's kangaroo rat), 963 nucleotides long. RefSeq names its product vomeronasal type-1 receptor 4-like. Bases 1 to 930 code for a protein of 309 amino acids. Gene Ontology annotation, cellular component: membrane. Lineage: Eukaryota; Metazoa; Chordata; Mammalia; Rodentia; Heteromyidae. Gene Ontology annotation, molecular function: pheromone receptor activity. The transcript has a single exon. The record is from RefSeq and is a predicted model, not a curated record. Gene Ontology annotation, biological process: G protein-coupled receptor signaling pathway.
AUGGCAGAUGCCCAUGUGUCUAUGGGGGUGAUCCUCUUAGCCCAGACUGUGGUUGGGUUUGUGGGUAAUUUGUCUCUUCUCUCCCAUUAUCUAUUCCUUUCCUGCAUGGGGAACAGGAUGAGAGCCACAGACUUGAUUCUUAGGCACUUAAUUUUGGCCAACUUCCUAUGUCUUCUGUGUAGGGGUGUUCCCCAAACCAUGGUGGCUUGGGGCUGGAGAAAUUUCUUCAAUGAUAUGGGGUGCAAAAUGGUCUUCUAUCUUUACCGAGUGGGCAGGGGGGUGGCAAUAGGUAGCACUUGCUCCCUCAGCAUCUUCCAGGCUGUGAGCAUCAGCCAGGGGGACUCCAGGUGGGCAGGGCUGAAGGGGAGAGCCCACAAGCACAUUGUGUCCACCGUCUACUUCAGCUGGGGGGUUUUCCCCCUGGUGAGCAUUGUUUUUCCCAUGUACAUCACUGGAUGCAGAGCACACAACAACAUGACGAUCUUAAAAGCCUUUGGAUACUGUUCUUCUGUGCGUCAUGAUCCAACUGAGGAUGUGCUUCACAUGACCAUGCUCUUGGUGCCUGAUGUUCUGUGUUUGGGGCUCAUGCUCUGGGCCAGCACCUCCAUGCUUUUUGUCCUGUACAGACACAAGCAGAAAAUGCGACACAUCCAGAGGACCAGUGUUUUCACCAGAGCCUCUCCCGAGUCCAGAGCUACCAUAAGCAUCCUCCUCCUGGUGACUGCCUUUGUCUCCUUUUACGCUAUGUCCUGCAUCUCUCAGAUUUGCUUGUCUGUGAUUUACAACCCCAGCCCUGUGCUGUACCUUAUAGCGGCAUUUGCUAUGGGCUGUUUCCCAGCCCUCAGCCCUUUCCUGCUCAUGAGCAGACACUCCACUCCCUGCAGCCUCCUCUUCACCUGCACAAAGAAGAAGAAAGUGGUCCUCCCCUGAGGACCACCAAGCUUGCAUCUCAGCUGAACUUUG